CGCCACGCCUCGUCUUAGGCGGUAGACCAGAGCGGGUCUCGCUUUAGUGGAGCGAGCGCUUCUCGGCGUUUGUACCUCCCGCGGCGUCGCGGUCCCUGGUGAGCCGCAGCGGGCCAGUGCCAUGAUCCGACAGGACCUCUCCACAUCCUACCAGGAGCUCAGCGAGGAGUUGGAGCAGGUGGUUGAGAACCCGGAGCAGGCCGACGAGAGGGACAAGGAGCAGAUCCAAGGUCAGGGUCCAGGUGUCGUGCCAGGCGUGGACAACGAGUCUGCCUCCAGCAGCAUCCGCUUCAGCAAGGCCUGCCUGAAGAAUGUCUUCUCGGUCCUGCUCAUCCUCAUCUACCUGCUGCUCAUGGCGGUGGCUGUCUUCCUGGUCUACCAGACCAUCACGGACUUCCGGGAGAAGCUCAAGCACCCUGUCAUGUCGGUGUCCUACAAGGAGGUGGAUCGCUACGAUGCUCCAGGGAUUGCCUUAUACCCUGGUCAGGCGCAGCUGCUCAGCUGUAAGCACCACUAUGAGGUCAUUCCGCCUCUUGCCAGCCCUGGCCAGCCAGGAGACAGGAACUGCACCACUCAGAGGAUCAAUUACACCCACCCCUUCUCCAGUCACACCAUGCAGUCAGCCCUGAUUGUCCAGGGUCCCCAGGAGGUGAAGAAGCGGGAGCUAGUGUUCCUCCAGUUCCGCCUGAACCAGAGCAAGGAGGACUUCAGCGCCAUAGACUACCUCCUCUUCUCUUCUUUCCGGGAGUUCAUGCAAAGCCCGGACAAGGCGGGCUUCAUGCAGGCCUGUGAGAGUGCCUACUCCAGCUGGAAGUUCUCCGGAGGCUUCCGCACCUGGGUCAAGAUGUCACUGGUUAAGACCAAAGAAGAGGAUGGGCGAGAAGCAGUUGAGUUCCGGCAAGAGACCAGCGUGGUUAAUUAUAUUGACCAGAGGCCGGCAGCCGAGAAGAGUACCCAGUUGUUCUUUGUGGUCUUUGAAUGGAAAGAUCCCUUCAUCCAGAAGGUCCAGGAUAUAAUCACGGCCAAUCCUUGGAACACCAUCGCCCUGCUCUGCGGGGCUUUCCUGGCGUUAUUUAAAGCAGCAGAGUUUGCCAAACUAAGCGUGAAAUGGAUGAUCAAGAUCAGGAAACGGUACCUUAAACGGAGAGGCCAGGCAACAAACCACAUAAGCUGAGGCCUGAGCGCUACCACAGCACUCCGACGGAGCCACCAGCAAUCCUGUACUCACUUGAAGGGACCCUGCAGGGAAGGACACUGGAUGCUCAAUCCUGGCCCAGGAGGAGACUGCUCUGAGCCCAAAGGGAAAUACCCAGUGAAUAACCCGAAACUUAUUUAAGUACUUAAAUUAUUAACGGACACUUUGCAGAGCCGCCUAGUGCCUUGGAGAGGUUUGCAGAAGGGGACUUCCUCCUAUUUGAUCAUUAAAUAGCUAAGCUCCAGGUUAAGGCUCCUUCUUUCCCUUAGGAAUUUUUUUCUUUAAAGUGGACUGAUGUGCUCUGUAUACAAAAUUCCUUUUAUACCAUCUACUGUUACUUAACAAGAGCUUUCAGAGUCUAGAUCAGACUUGUUUUCUUAAAACAUAGCUCUGGUGGAAUCACUGUGUAGACCAGGCCUGCCUUUGCCUUCCCACUGCUGGGAAUAAGCUCCUACACCACUAUCGACAGUUUUACACGAGACCUUAAAGACUACAGGACACUUGUGAUUGUAUUUCUGAUGCGCUUUAGUGCUAGCAUAGAUGUAUUUAGUAGGCAUCUACUUAGCAUACCUUGAUUUCAUUAACAGGUAAAUAAAGUUGGGCUAGCACAAAAGGGACGAGUGUGAAUACCCAGUAAACCAGCAGGCAGCAACACUGGACGUGGAUGCUACGACCAGCAAACCCAGAAGUUAGCGUGAGUCUGGGCGGCAGCACAGUGGCUCUGACCCAGGAUACGUCACUGCUAAUAGGGAGGUAAGCUGGGCACUGUGUCCUACAGAAACACACACCUAAAUGGGUGGCCUUUACGGCUUUGAUAAACAUAAACAUGCAUAAAACCAAAAACCCUAUCUGCCACAUGUGGCCAGAGGGAACAUAGUAACAUAGAAGAAUUCAUAAUUAGGCCUUAGGGAAUUGGAAGGGAACUGCUCACAGGUAUGAGGAGGACAUUUUUUGUCUCCAAAUUUAGCAAUGAGAACUGUUUUGCCCAAUCCCUAAAAAUAAACUUACACGGUGAAAUA
This is a messenger RNA of Apodemus sylvaticus (European woodmouse), 2214 nucleotides long. RefSeq names its product proton activated chloride channel 1 (gene Pacc1). Gene Ontology annotation, cellular component: cell surface. Bases 122 to 1174 code for a protein of 350 amino acids. Lineage: Eukaryota; Metazoa; Chordata; Mammalia; Rodentia; Muridae. The transcript is spliced from 8 exons. The record is from RefSeq and is a predicted model, not a curated record.